GCCGAGGACCCGGAAGCGGCGUGGGCAUGCGAGGCGGGCCGCCCUGGCGGGUGCUCUUCUUCGGCACAGACGCCUUCGCCGGACAGGCCUUGCGCGCACUAUGGCGGGCCCGAGAGCCAACUCCAUGCCAACUAGUGGACCACCUGGAAGUGGUGACCCUGCCAUCCAAAAUGCCAAAGGGGCUCCCGGUCGAGAACACCGCAGAGCAGCUCCAGCUCCCCAUCCACUUGUGGCCCGACAUUGGUCCCUGCGAACACUUUGACGUCGGCGUUGUGGCAUCCUUUGGGCGCCUGCUCAGCGAGGAGCUCAUCCUUAAGUUCCCAUAUGGUGUUCUGAAUGUCCAUCCCAGCUACCUUCCUCGGUGGCGAGGGCCAGCACCCAUCAUCCACACCGUUCUCCAUGGAGAUCAAACGACUGGGGCAACAAUUAUGCAGAUCAGACCUAAAAGGUUUGAUGUAGGUCCCAUUAUUAAGCAGGAGUCGAUCGCUGUCCCAGCCCACUGCUCAGCCAAAGAGUUGGAGUCAAUAUUGUCCAGUCUAGGUGCAAAACUGCUCAUUGCUGUUCUCCAAAACUUACCUGAAAGUUUACAGAACAUGAGAGAGCAACCCAAGGAAGGAGUCACGUUUGCACCCAAACUCACUGCUGCAAUGAGUUGCAUCCGGUGGGAAGAGCAAACAGCGGAGCAGAUCCUGAGGAUGCAUCGUGCCUUGGGCUCCAUGAUGCCCCUGCAAACACUCUGGAUGGGGACUGCUGUCAAACUGUUGGAUUUACUUGAAGUUGAGACGUUACCUGACAUCCAAGAUAGGAUAACAGCAGAAAAGGGAGCCAUCCCAGGAUCAGUGUUCUACCAUAAGCAGUCAGAGACACUGGUAAUCAAUUGCAAGGAAGGCUGGGUCGGAGCGAAAGGGGUCGUCCUGAAGAAGAAGCUGACCGCUGCCGAUUUCUACAAUGGCUACUUGCAUCCGUGGUUUCAGCAGAAUGCUAAAAUGCCUCCUGAGAGAUGCAGGUUUCAGACUCUCAAGCUGGUCACAACCAAAAGGAGCCCAAAAGGAACAGUGUUGCAGGCUCACAACACAUAGUCGUAGUCACAACCUCCUGCAUCCAAGUCCAAAAGAACCAGUGGCUUCUAUAAGCUGGAGACUGGUAAUAAUAUAUCAGUUCUGCUCCAGAAGCAAAGCAUAUCCCUGGCGCAGUUCAAAGGUUGGAAAGAGCAGAAGUGAUAUCAUUUGAGCUUUGCUCCUUGUCUGCACCUGCAAAAGGACUUGAGGGUAUCUGCUCACCUUGAAUCCUGUAUCCAAGUCAAGUGGUUGGAACUUGGAAUACAUUUCCAGCCCAGCAAAGGCGCUUUCCUAGCCUCUGUAUCCCAAUUCUGUGUAUAAAGCGCAUUAUAGUUUUGGUUUUGCAUUUAAAUUACCAGUUUGUGAUCCAGUAAACUGGGCAUUAAAUUAUUUUCAUAA
Messenger RNA from Anolis sagrei ordinatus, 1457 nucleotides. It is a transcript of the gene MTFMT, whose product is annotated as mitochondrial methionyl-tRNA formyltransferase. NCBI's taxonomy places the organism in Eukaryota, Metazoa, Chordata, Lepidosauria, Squamata, Anolidae. Gene Ontology annotation, biological process: conversion of methionyl-tRNA to N-formyl-methionyl-tRNA; biosynthetic process. Gene Ontology annotation, molecular function: methionyl-tRNA formyltransferase activity. The record is from RefSeq and is a predicted model, not a curated record. Gene Ontology annotation, cellular component: mitochondrion.